Molecule: messenger RNA, 2484 nt
Organism: Thermothelomyces thermophilus ATCC 42464
Lineage: Eukaryota; Fungi; Ascomycota; Sordariomycetes; Sordariales; Chaetomiaceae
Product: N-acetylglucosamine-phosphate mutase-like protein
Exons: 2
Coding region: 203-1840 (545 amino acids)
Biological process (GO): carbohydrate metabolic process; UDP-N-acetylglucosamine biosynthetic process
Molecular function (GO): magnesium ion binding; phosphoacetylglucosamine mutase activity
Source: RefSeq, a predicted model, not a curated record
CCCACCGUAGCUUCCAGAUCUUUCUCCUCUCCAUCGCUCUGCCGCUUAAACAGCUGGGGCACCAAACUGAGCCAACACCUGCCAGAUAUUGCGUCAUCCUCACUCGCUCUGGUCUUCCAUUUCUUCACUGAAAUCACCUCUCGAUCCCCCCUUGGAAUACCUCUCGCUUCAACCCCGAGCCAACACAACACCGCCCUUUGAGAUGGGGAACCAUGACAAGGAAAUCCUCGAGGCUUCGGCCAAGCACCCCAUCGUGCCCCUCGAGAAGGGCAAAUUCUACACCUACGGCACCGCCGGCUUCCGCUUGAAGGCAGACCUUCUCGAGGGCAUCUCGUACCGCGUCGGUCUCCUUGCGUCGCUUCGGAGCCGGAAGCUCAACGGGCAGGCCAUCGGCGUAAUGAUCACCGCCAGCCACAACCCGGCCGCCGACAACGGCGUCAAGAUCGUCGACCCCCUAGGCGAUAUGCUUGAGCAGGAUUGGGAGCGCUACGCCACGGCCCUGGUCAACGCCCCAAGCGACGAACAGCUCGUCCAGGUUUACAACAGGCUGGCCACGGAUCUCAAGAUCGAUCUGAAGAGUCCUGCCAAGGUCAUCUACGGCCGCGACACUAGACCUUCGGGCCACAAGCUGGUCACGGCCCUCGCUGACGGUCUCGAAGCCACCAAGGCCGAGUCCGUCGACUACAAGAUCCUCACCACCCCCCAACUGCACUACCUCGUGCGGGCAACCAACAGCGAGGGCACGCCUUUAUCGUACGGGAAGGUCAGCGAGGUCGGAUAUUAUGAGAAACUAGCCGAGGCUUUCGUCCGCGCCCUGAAGGGCAGGAAGAUCAACGGGACGCUACAGGUGGACUGCGCCAACGGUGUUGGCGGGCCUAAGCUGACCGAGCUCCUCAAAUAUAUUCCCAAAGACAAGGUUAAUUUUGACGUCAAGGUCGUCAACGACGAUGUCCUCCGUCCCGAGGUUCUCAACUUUGAAUGCGGUGCCGAUUUCGUCAAGACGAAGCAAAGAGCUCCGCCCACCCCCAAGCCCCAGCCCGGCCUCAGGUCCUGCUCCCUGGAUGGUGACGCCGACAGGUUGAUCUAUUACUGGGUAGACCCCGAGAGCGGCUUCGUCAUGCUGGACGGCGACCGCAUCUCCUCCCUUGCCGCCUCCUUCAUUGGCGACCUUGUCGAGAGUGCCGGCCUGAAGGACGACCUGCGCAUCGGCGUCGUGCAGACCGCCUACGCCAACGGCGCCAGCACCAACUACAUCACCCAGCAUCUGAGGUUACCCGUGAUCUGCACUCCGACUGGCGUGAAGCAUCUCCACCAUGUGGCUCAGGGAUUUGACAUUGGGGUCUACUUCGAAGCCAAUGGCCACGGCACCGUCCUCUUCUCCCCAGACGCCCUCAACGCCUUCAAGAAGAAGGAGCCGCAAUCGCCCGCCCAGAAAGACGCACUCGACACGCUGGCUGCUCUGGGAGAUCUCAUCAACCAGACGGUUGGCGACGCCAUCUCGGACAUGCUCUUGGUCGAGGUGAUCCUCGCGCACAAGAACUGGUCGCUCCGUGACUGGGCCAUGACCUACAUUGACCUCCCCAACCGCCUGGUGCGGGUCGAGGUGGGCAAUAAGGAUCUGUUCCAGACGACCGAUGCCGAGCGACGUCUGCUGCAUCCGGAGGGCGCCCAGGACGAGAUAGACCAGGCAGUCAAGAAGUACAAGGACGCGCGCGCCUUUGCCCGAGCCAGCGGCACCGAGAACGCUUGCCGCGUCUAUGCCGAGGCGGCCACCCGUUCCGAGGCCAACGAGCUUGCCGAGCGCGUCGCUAGGAUCAUUGAGCGCUACGGGGCCCUUUAGGGUCGGGACCGAGCCGUUUCGUCUUCGGACCUGGAGCCUUCCACCCUCUCGGCUCUCCAUCUCGACACCAACGGCAGUGAUAAGGAGAGAAACAACAUCGUGGACGGCCCUGACCGCAACCGCAACCGCAACCGCAGCGUCUCGUUGUUCUCCGAGCCGCAGCCCCAGUCACAGUACGCGCACUCGCGGCUUGAUUCAUUCGGCAGGUAUAGCACGACGGAAACCUUUGUGUUCGAGAUGGAGGAGGAUAUCCAGGAGAGGAAGAGGUUGCGUAUUCCAGUUCCGAAGUAUGAUGCUUUCAGCAGCGGGGAGCCGUCACCUGAUCCUAGUCUGGUGCCGUCGAAGUCGUAUCUGGAGACCUGGCGUUCACGACCAAAAAUGGAAGCGCUAGAACUGAAGGAGACGGAGGAGAAUGGGAAUGGGGAGGGGGAGAGCAGCGAAGAAAAGCAGAAUAUCGCGGUUAAGAAAAUUAUGGAUGAUGCAUUGGGCAAUGUUACCGAAGAUGUCCAGGGGGGCCAAUAACCGGGACGAAACUAUCACUUCCCAGAACUCGCCGGCGGACAAGACCAGGGAUUGAAAAGUUGAACAGGCAGAUGCAGUCAGGGAAAAAGAAUAGCGCUUGACUUUUUCUUUCUUUUCCUUUU